This is a messenger RNA of Dichomitus squalens LYAD-421 SS1, 1742 nucleotides long. RefSeq lists its product as uncharacterized. The record is from RefSeq and is a predicted model, not a curated record. The transcript is spliced from 5 exons. NCBI's taxonomy places the organism in Eukaryota, Fungi, Basidiomycota, Agaricomycetes, Polyporales, Polyporaceae. Gene Ontology annotation, cellular component: COPII-coated ER to Golgi transport vesicle; endoplasmic reticulum; Golgi membrane. Bases 63 to 1742 code for a protein of 559 amino acids. Gene Ontology annotation, biological process: endoplasmic reticulum to Golgi vesicle-mediated transport; retrograde vesicle-mediated transport, Golgi to endoplasmic reticulum.
GGCAGCUGCCUAUCCUCUGUCUCGUCGUCGACGACCUUUCCAAUCUCGGCUCUGAGGCGACGAUGGCAACAGCGACGAAGACCUCCGACGAGCACGAUGAUUCCUCGCUCCUCACUAAGCUCGACGAGCUCGUGCCUGCCCCCCUCGCGCAGUUCGACGCAUUUCCCAAGCUCCCGGAGACAUACAAGACACACUCGGAGUCUCGCGGAUUCCUCACUCUCUUCGUUGCUUUCGUUGCUUUCUUGCUUAUUUUGAAUGAUCUGGGUGAAUUCAUAUGGGGGUGGCCAGACUUCGAGUUCGGGGUAGACAAGAUGCCCUCAGCUAACUUGGAUAUCAAUGUGGAUAUGGUAGUGAAUAUGCCCUGCCAAUACCUCAGCAUCGACCUCCGAGACGCCGUCGGUGACCGACUCUACCUCAGCGACGGCUUCCGUAGAGACGGCACCAAGUUCGACAUCGGACAGGCGACUUCUCUGAAAGAGCAUGCCGCGAUGCUCUCUGCGCGUCAGGCUGUUUCGCAAUCGCGUCGCUCUCGCGGCUUCUUCGACACCCUCCUCCAUCGCACUAAAAGCAGCUUCAAACCGACGUACAACUACCAGCCCGACGGGAGCGCGUGCCGCAUCUACGGUACGAUCACGGCGAAGAGGGUCACCGCUAACCUGCACGUUACGACGCUUGGGCAUGGGUACGCGAGCCAUGAACACGUCGACCACAAGUUCAUGAACCUGUCGCACGUCAUCACGGAGUUUUCGUUCGGGCCGUAUUUCCCGGAUAUCACCCAGCCGCUGGACAACUCGUUCGAGAUGGCUCAUGACCCAUUCGUCGCAUACCAGUAUUUCCUCCAUGUUGUGCCCACGACGUACAUCGCACCUCGUUCGAAGCCUCUGCACACGAACCAGUACAGCGUCACGCACUACACGCGUGUGCUCGACCACCACCGCGGUACCCCAGGGAUUUUCUUCAAGUUCGACCUCGAACCGAUCCAUAUGACGAUCCAUCAACGCACUACCAGUCUCGCCGCGUUCUUGCUUCGCUGUGCGGGAGUGGUCGGGGGCGUCUUCGUCUGUAUGGGCUACGCGGUGAAGAUCGGCACGCAUGCCGUCGACGCUGUCACGGGUGCCGAGAAGACGAACGGUAUCGUCGCUGCCGAGUCGACGUCGAUUUCCGCGAACCUCCGCAAACGCUUCGGUGCGGGCGACCUUCGUCUCCGUCCCGGCAAGGAGCGCGUCGUCCGCCACGGUAACGGUUGGGCGGUCGAGGGCGGCUCGCCCUACGGCUCGUAUGCAGGCACGCCACUGACGGGCACGUUCGCGGGGAGCCCGCAGCCGAGUCCAUCGCCCUAUACGCCGUCGUACCCCGGCAGUCCUAAUCCUGCAUCUGCGACGACCCCACGGAGUCCAUCGUAUGGACUAGGACUGGGCGCAGGUUCGCCCAGGAACUCGUACCUCUCCCCGCACACGCCUAGCUCACCAUUCCCAACAGCGGCGACGGUGGGCACGCCCUACAGCCCGUCGCAUGUCGGGGCAGGCGUGGGUUCUGUGCCGGGUACGCCGAGUUUGUACGCACAUUUCCCUCCGACGCCGACGCCGGGGUCUGCAACAGGGGCAGGGGGUAGCGUGUUCGCGCAGCAGCAGACGAGUGUGCUUCCUGCUGCAGGGCCGCCGCCGAGAGGGGCUAGCAGCUUGAGGCACUCGAGUAACGGGAGUGCGAAUGGGAGCGUGGGUUCUGGGAAGAAGGAUGAUUGA